Contarinia nasturtii (swede midge) is the source of this 2396-nucleotide messenger RNA. RefSeq names its product DExH-box ATP-dependent RNA helicase DExH1-like. The record is from RefSeq and is a predicted model, not a curated record. NCBI's taxonomy places the organism in Eukaryota, Metazoa, Arthropoda, Insecta, Diptera, Cecidomyiidae. The coding region runs from base 249 to 2234 and encodes 661 amino acids. Gene Ontology annotation, cellular component: intracellular anatomical structure. Gene Ontology annotation, molecular function: RNA binding. The transcript has 2 exons.
CGCAAAAUGGUUUGUUGCGAUAUAUGCCAGCAGAAUAUUUCGGGAAACAUUUACAAGCACAAAAGAGUUGAGCACAGUUGGGAUCGAGGUGGUAUUAAAUUGAUUAAACAGGAAGAUAAAACUCUGAUCGAAGCUAUACAAAACGAAAAAACAUUCGUUGGACCUUCGCUGUUAUAUUUGAAACGUCUCGCAAAUUAUGCGGUAACACAAAAUUUUCAAGCCACAUUUUUUGGAGUCGACUCCAAGCAAUGCCAAGCAAUCCCAAUUUGAAGAUAAUUCUAAUGUCAGCAAUGCUAAACAGCGAAAAAUUCAGUAGAUAUUUCAAUGGUUGUCCGAUUAUCGAUGUGCCUGGACGUACUUUUGAUGUUCAAACUAUGCAUCUCGAAGAAGUAUUAAUCAAAACAGAAUACAAAACGAGCAAAAUGGCCACAUAUUUGGAAGAGAAUCAAGUAUCGCAAAUUCGGCGUAUAAAAGAUGAAGACAUGCCGCGAUCAUAUCGCUUAAUGUGCGACAGUCGCCUGGAUUCUUAUAUUUUGCGAAAAGAUUGUGAAUCAUUUGAAAACGUUUUUUCUCUCAUUGAAGGCGACUACAUGCCGGCCAAUUAUGUUCAUCGUACAAAGCAACGCACCGUGUUGGGAAUUGCUGCGGAAAAUGGUUCACUGAAUAUGAUGUUAAAGCUUUUGGCUUUUGGUGAAAGUGCGACCUUUAAAGAUCCAUUUGGUAAAAGCGCAAUUGAUUAUGCGAAAGAAAAUAAACAAGAGGAAUGUUGUGAGGGUUGUGAGCUCUUAAUGUGUUAUGAACGUGUGACAUCCACCACAACAUGGAAAAAUUACGUGGAAAUUGGAAGAGCGUAUCGAUCAACACAAGGCACACAAAAUAUUAUUGAUCACAACUUACUUUUUCAUGCCAUUGAUCAUAUCCAUGAAAAUACGUCAAAAAAUGGCGCUAUUCUUGUAUUUUUGCCCAGCUACGACGAUAUAUGCGAACAACAUGAAAAGUUAGUAAGCGUACAUGGAUUACAGGAUUGGGGUUAUAAGAUUUUUGCGCUGCAUAGCGAACUAAAUGAUGAAAACAAUGAGGGUCAUGCUCAUGUCUUUGAUCGCAUGGAAAAUGGCGUUCGAAAAAUAAUAUUAUCUACAAAUAUUGCAGAAACAGCACUUACAAUAGAUGAUGUCGUCUACGUUAUUGAUGCCGGAAAAGCAAAAUCGCUGUUUUAUGACGCGGAAACCAAAUCGACCAUUCUCGAAUUAAAGUCUAUUUCACAGGCAUGUGCAAAACAGCGCAGUGGCAGAGCUGGUCGCGUUCAAAACGGCUUCUGUUAUCGUUUGUAUUCAUUGGAACAAUACAAAAUGAUGCACAAAUAUAAGCCAGCAGAAAUUGUACGAGUGCCUAUAGCAAAACUUUGUCUUAAUGCGAAAAUGUUGGCCGCACCUGAUACAUCAAUUAGUGCAUUUUUAGCCAAAGGAAUUGAGCCACCGCCACCUGCAAAUGUACGCCAAAGUAUCGAAUUAUUAACAGAAAUCAAAGCGCUAGAUGCAAGCGAAAAUAUUACAAAUUUGGGUAAACAUUUGGUAAACAUGCCAAUCGAUUGUCAAUUGAGUAAGACACUCUUCUACGCAAUUAUUUUGCGAUGUUUGGAUCCCAUUGUUAUGAUUUCCAGUGCACUGUCGGUGAAAGAUUUAUUCGUACUUUCAUUUGAAAAUACACAGGAAGUGACUGAAAAAAUCAAUGAAACAAAAAAUCGAUUCGCAGAAAAUAAAUAUAGCGACCAUCAACUGUAUUUCAAUAUAAUUCAAAAUUGGUCGAAACAAUUACGGGAACAUCAACGAAAAUUUUGUGUCGAGAAUUACAUUUCACAAGGUAACAUGUUAAAAGCCGAAGGCAUUCGACGUUUAAUCUUCGACUACAUAUGCAAAUCUGGUAUGAUUUCGCAAUCAAUGCGUGAAUUGAACGAAAAUUCCAGCAAUUGGAAUGUGGUGAACGCAUGCAUCAUGGCUGGGUUUUAUCCUAACCAUAUUGUGAAUAAUGGGAACAGCAUUGGAAAUACCCAUCCACAUCCGUCAUCUGUUGUGUCACAAGGUAGCCUAAAUCAACCUGGACUUGUGGUAUUUGAACAAAAACAAAAACGAAAGAACGGCAACUUUGUUCUGAAAAAUAUUUCAGUUUUACCAUCGGAAGCUGAAAGUUUGUUACCAAAAUUGGAAGAACUUUUAUGCCAAUUUGUUCGUUAUUGAUACAAAAAAAAUUCAUAUUAUCGUUCCAACUUAUUUUUUAUAUUUACCAUAAUUUUAAUACCGAUCAUUCAUUUAUUAUUAGUCAAUAGUAAUAGUUUCGUUUCAUUUUCUGCGCAAUGAAUGCGAUAUAAUAAGAAAAUUACACAAAUUGCCUUAGUUAUA